AGCAUGUUAGUGUGCGCCGCGCGGAGUGCACUCUGAAGUGGGCGGAUCGUAGCGGUGACAGCGACGCUUGGAGAGUCCCGACAAACUGUCAAAGAAAAAAGGAGCCGACAACAAUCGUCAUGGCGGAGUUAGACCUGAGUCUGAGCGAUGCACUGACGGACAGCGUCCCCCAGCCUGGCCCAGAGGGCGUGGUGGAGAGGGACUUUAUGGCCCAGCUGGAGGCGGAGGGCUUUGACGAUCAGGUCGGGGAAACAGUGGGGAAGACGGACUACAUCCCCCUGCUGGACAACGACGACACUAGGGCAGACGGGAGUACUACAAUGGAGAAUGGAGAGCAGGAAGCUCAUGGGGUGCAAAAGCCUGGUUGCAAGCUGACCUCGGGGGGACAGAUAUCGGCGUCGCGCCCGGAGCCGCAGGGAGAGGUGCGACCAAACUCGCUUGACCAGCAGCAGGCCCUAGCUACAGACUUCUUAUCAGCCUCCCUGGCAGGUUAUUCAGACCCUGUGAACUCUCAGACCAGUCCUGUUGGAAUGAUGAAUACUGGCCUGAUGGGGGCUUUUCCAGGUUUCACCCAGCCCGGAGGGAUCGGAGUGAAUGUGGAGGUGGGAGCUGCACCCCUCCAAGCUGAGAAGCCUCCAAGUAUAGCAGAGCCCCAGUAUCCGACACCACCGACGGGCUCCGAGGUCCCUAAGGAGCACAACCCCAUGCUGCCUGAACCCCAGGCUCCUCGCAGCCCUAAGGACCUGUCAGCAGGUGCCUGGCCAGACCAGGCUGGCUGCCUAUCGACAGACCUCCCUUUCACACCAAGCGUCUCCAUGAUGAUCAGUCAACAUGUCAGCAAUCUUGGAGCCAGCCCUGGAGAUCCUCCUGACAACUGGACCAGCCGCGAGAGUGCUGCCUAUGCUGGAGGAGACGAAAGGGAAGGAGAUGGAUUGGACCGAAAACAGAAGAAGAAGAAAAAAAGGCGACAGAAAGAUGAGGGAUCUUAUGAACACCUUGAGGGCCAGUCAGAGAUGCAAGCACUGGGAGAAAACACCCCUCCAGUAGAGGAGUUCUAUCACAGGAUUGGCCCAAGGAGGGAUAGAGGGGAGGGCGGCUGGGAAGAGCAGCUUGGGAAGAGUGGAGGUCGAGGGAAGAGGGGUAAGAACAGGAAGAAGCUUCCAGAGGAGUGGGGAGUAAUGGCCGAACCAUUUGUUCCUUCACCUGCAGCGACCUCCCAGAUUGCAGAAGACAUGAUUGUGGAUAUCGGGAGUUCACCUCAGAUGAACCUGGAGGCAUCCUUAGGAGACAUGGACACAAGCCAGAGCCCAUCCAAAAAUGAUGUGUACUCUGAAGAAGGCCUGGUCCCUGCCCCUCUGUCACAGGAUCUGUCCUCCUCAAAUGCUGCUUCCAUCAGCCCACUGGUUCUGAACAGUGAGUUGAAAGCCACAGCAGCUCCAUUCACUAUGCCCUCCCCCCUCGGAUCCUUUCCCUUGCCUUCUUCCCCAGGCGAUGCGUUUGACUUCUUGAUGGACACAGAAAAUGCCAACUUGGGCGACACUGUCAAGGCCUUUUCUCCACCUUUCUCUCCAGACAGUGAAGCAACAUGUGGUGACAUGGUUGACAGUGGCAUGUUUGACAACACUGGUUCCCUCCAAGAGUCUUGUGUGCAAGGCUUACUUGAGGGAGACACCUCAGCUUUCAGCCCUGCCUCCCAGACGAGCCUGGGCCUUUCCCCGCAGGGCGAGGUGUUAGCUUCGGCCCCACCUUUGUCACCCUCAGAUGCUUCGUGGCUCCUGAACGAGUCCCAAAUGAGCACCAACAGUGGGCUGUUUGACUUCAGUGACAUGAGCACUUCCGGUCACCCUAUACCCUUAGGCCUGUCCUUUGAUACCCCGAGCCCAGCACCUCUUCGCUCUCCUAAAACCUCAGCACAGGAAUUCCAACCCAAAGAGCAAAAAGAUGCCAAAUCAACCACGAAACAAUCUAAGAAGCAGCGUUCUUCAUCUUCCUCGUCUUCUGUUAAGAGUCCCACUUCCCCACAAGCUCAGAAGUUCUCUCCACAGGCAUCUCCGGUCGCCAGUCCCUCUUCACCUCCAUCAGCUUCACCUCUGGGCGUUCCAGCAUCUGGUCUGAACCCUGCUGCUAAGCCCUUCUUUCCCAGUUUUGCUGAUCCUGUAGACGACCCGGCCAUGGUUCCUCAAGUUGCCCCAAAUGUCGAAGUAAAAUCAGACAAGAUGGAGCAAGCAGAGAAGAAGGAGGAGAAGAAACUAGAAGACAGCCCAAAGAAAGUGGACCUGUUUGACCCUCUGGACAAGGCUGAACAGAAGGGUGUUAAAGUUGAAUUCACAAACACUGAGACCCUGGCCAAGGCGGAGAAAGACGUGGAAAAGGACCAGGAGAAAGAAAAAGGCAAGGGGGCAGGAGAGGUUAAAGACGAGAAAGGGGCAGACAAAAUGAAGGAGCCAGAGAAACUUGUGGAAAAGUUGGAUGAAAAAAAUAUGGAGACAGAAAAGGUAAAAGAGAAGGAAACAGGAAAGGAGGAAACAGUGCAGAAGAUGGAAGAGAAAGAAGAUAAAAUGCACAAGGCAGAAGAAGUGCCAGAAAAAUUGGAAAAGGCGACAAAAGAGGACAAGUUGGAGAAAGUGGAGAAGACCGAGCUGACCGACAAAGUGGAGAAACCAGCAGAGAACGUGGAAAAGAUGGACAAAAAUGACAAACCCAAAGAGGAAGAGAAAGCAGAGAACAAAACCGCUGAGAAGACGGAGACAACUGAGAUUAAGGAUGACAAACAGCAGCUCAUGGACAAAGUGGAAAAGGUCCCAGAGCAACAGCCCACACCUGUCAAGACUGAUAUGAGUCACGACAACCAGGAGAAGAAGGCUGAGGUGGAGACAAAGGUGACGACGGUGCUGGAAGACACCAAGAAAGAAAAGGAUGACACAGAAACAAAGGUUACAGUAGUCCUGGAAGACACCAAGAAAGAAAAGGAUGAUGCAGAGACAAAGGUGACAGUGGUGGAAGACACCAAGAAAGAGAAGGAUGACACAGAGACCAAGGUGACAGUGGUGGAAGACACCAAGAAAGAGAAGGAUGACACAGAGACCAAGGUGACAGUUGUGGAAGACACCAAGCAAGAAAAGGAAGAUGCAGAGUCAAAGGUGACAGUGGUGCUGGAAGACACCAAGAAAGAAAAGGAAGAUGCAGAGACAACGGUGAAAGUGGUGGUGGAAGACACCAAGGCGGAAAAGGAUGAUGCAGAGAAAGGCAAAGAGGUGGAAAAAGAGGACGAGGCUGUGAAAUCACCUGAGAAGGCUGCAGAGAAACCGGCGCAAAAGGUGGAAAAGGAGGAGAAGAAGGAAAAGACGCCGGCGGAAAAAAAGACUGCGGAGAAGAAAGACGACAAGAAGGACAAGGCUGCGAAACCAGAUGGAGAGAAGGCCAAAAAACCUACUAAACCUGCAGCUAACGGAGGCACCGCGACACCAAGCAAAGACCUGGCAAGUGCAGAAAAGAAGACUAAGCCUGCACCCGGGGCAACCAGACUGAGCACCGCUGCCAAAACGCGGCCAAGCUCUGUUGGUGGUUCAGCCGCUGCCCCCAUUAAGCGCCCCACACCUUCCUCCUCCACCACCACCACCACCCACACCCCAGACAAAAAAACAACCACAGCCAAGGCACCAUCCACAACAGCUGCUGGGCCCAAGCGGCCCUCCACCACUUCUACCAGCCGCCCCUCAUCCUCCACCACCACCGCUACACGUGACGUUAAACCCAAGACCACCACAGAGAAGCGCCCCCUGGUGCCAAAGGCCAGCACUGGCACCUCGAAUCAGACAGGCUCCGCCGCCGCCACCAAAAAUGGAACCGCCGCCGCGGCAGCCAGUAGAACCGCCACGACGGCGCGCACCACCACAUCUACUCGCACGACUGCCACUGCCGCAGCCAGAAAGCCUCUGGCCUCUAAGACAGACGGCAAACCAGGAGAGGAGAAGAAGCCCAGCACUCUGAGGACUUCUACAGCCGACUCCACCAAGCCCAAGACCACCGCCUCUACCACCACCCGCAGCACCGCUUCCUCCACGGCUGCCUCUCGCACUCGAACCACAGCAGCCAAGCCGGCCACGCCAUCCUCCGCCCCGGGCGCUGCUCCAGAGAAGAAGCCCCCGGUGCCCCGAGCUCCCCGGCCCUCUUCCGCAACCUCAGCCACCACGGCCUCGAGGACCGCGGCUCGCCCCGGCACCGCACCGGCCCCCGACAUCCGCAACGCUCGCUCCAAGAUCGGCUCCACUGACAACAUGAAGCACCAGCCUGGAGGAGGGAAGGUGUCAUCUGCCUCUCAGAACAGGGCUGUCACCUCCAAAGAAACGAGCCAGGGCAAAGUUCAGAUAGUCUCCAAAAAGCUGGACUUCAGCCACGUCUCCUCACGCUUGGGCUCCAAGGACAAUAUGAAGCAUGUUCCUGGUGGAGGGAAUGUGCAGAUUCUCAGCAAGAAGGUGGAUCUGAGUAAGGUGACGUCAAAGUGUGGCUCCAAGGACAACAUCAAGCACAAGCCUGGGGGCGGCGUCGUGAAGAUCGAGUCUCACAAAAUGAACUUUCGGGAAAAGGCCCAGUCCAAAGUGGGCUCCAUGGACAAUGUGAGCCAUUCACCCGGCGGAGGAAACAUCAAGGCUGAGGGGGCCCAGGAGGCAACAGAGGGGAGUGGGAUUCCCCUGAGUGGCAGCCCGGCCCCAGCCCCAGGCUCCGAGCCGGGCCAGGCUGGGAGCCCCGCUGCCCAGGAGAAUGGGCUGAAGGACGGGGCUCCCUGUGAUAGUGAGGGCCUCCCGGAGCCCCAGGCUCUGGACUCACGCAUCCCAGAGACAAAUUGAGUCUUUCAAGCUCAACUUCCGCGAGAAUGCUCGCUCUCGCACGGACCACGGCGCCGACAUCAUCACCUGUCUGGCCCCCCUGGACGACGACAACAACAGACCCCACCCACACGGAUCCUCGUACUCUCUGCACCAAAACCACCACCACCACCAUCACCAUCACCAUC
Molecule: messenger RNA, 5014 nt
Organism: Mugil cephalus (flathead mullet)
Lineage: Eukaryota; Metazoa; Chordata; Actinopteri; Mugiliformes; Mugilidae
Product: microtubule-associated protein 4
Exons: 18
Coding region: 120-4847 (1575 amino acids)
Biological process (GO): neuron projection development; microtubule cytoskeleton organization
Cellular component (GO): neuron projection
Molecular function (GO): microtubule binding
Source: RefSeq, a predicted model, not a curated record